Molecule: messenger RNA, 222 nt
Organism: Oikopleura dioica
Lineage: Eukaryota; Metazoa; Chordata; Appendicularia; Copelata; Oikopleuridae
Source: the annotation of a GenBank genome assembly
AUGAAGAUUUUCCAGGCGUUGUUAGUCGGCACCCUGGCCGCAAAGGGCGGGAAGAAGAAAGCUGAGCGUGAAGCCGCUAAAGCAGCAGCUUUAGCUGCUCAAGCUGAGGCUGAGCGACUUUCUUCAACUCCGGAGCUCGGUCCGGGGACACGAUUCAAAUGGACAACUACGGUGAUAACGUUGCAAAAACCUGGGAAGUCGUUGCUGACGAUGAAGGAGUAA